AUGAAAUCUCCUUCCAACCACAUCCAAACACCUCCAACGCCUUUUCUGCAUGCCCAAGAGCCCGAAAAACGUGUCGAUCCCUCAUUAUCCCCGGAUCGAAGACGAUCAAUGAAGUCUUGUCAUACUGGAUAUCCAGUCGUACGGCCCCAGCCCUUGCAGAUGAGGUCCGAUAUCUCGAUCGGCCGCUGUAUUAACUCUGCGCCGUCCAUUGAACUUUGCGCCUUGCCUCCACCUAACCAAGGGCCUAUGAAUCGACGUGAGGGCAAUUCUACAAAGAGACCCCUCACACGAGUGUUUGCUCCUACUGACUCUCAACGUCGUGUUCGACACCCCUCCUCCGUUGUUCCAUCUCGCUCCGCAUUUUCGGAGCGACACUUUGUAAGCCCGAACUGUCGAGUCUUCAAUCUUUUGAAUCGAAUCAACGAUAUUUUCCGGCCCUCCAACUUCCUUCCUUCGUCGAGGACACAGAUUAUGUGUGUUCUAUGUUCGAAGCAAGGCAAGAAGACGAGUGGCUAA
Cyclocybe aegerita is the source of this 516-nucleotide messenger RNA. The record is from the annotation of a GenBank genome assembly. NCBI's taxonomy places the organism in Eukaryota, Fungi, Basidiomycota, Agaricomycetes, Agaricales, Hemipholiotaceae.